CCUGAAAAAAUUUUCAUCCUUGAGCGUGGAUUUUCAUAUAAUUACCAAUGAAAUGUGUAAUUUAACAUAAAUUAAGUGUACUAUACAAUUAUUGGAAUAAUGUAAAGUGUUUUUUGAGUGUAGUUUUUGUGUUUUUUCCUGUGAAUACGAGAAGCUGGAAACGGGUGGCACGUUGCCCAUUGCAGACAGCCUAAAAUAACAAUUGGACGGCAUUUUAUGAAUUUUUAGCUCCCAACGCAGACAAUAAAUAUUUAAACUAUCGAUUUUCGACGAUACCUCAUGAAAAAUGCACCUCAACCAUGCCACUGCAAUGGCUAAUUACCAGCACUACCCGCCACCGCAGAUUUCGACUCAUGGCGGCACGCCCACCACGGUGCAGCAGCAGACCACUAUAGCGACGGCCAGCACACCAUUUACACUGCACCAAUUGACCGCUGUACAGGCUAUACAACAUCCGACACAUCAGGCUAUGCUACAUCCGCAACACCCACUGGUACAUCUACUCGAUAUUUCUACAACAAAUACACCGAAUCCAACGCCACUGCCUCCAACUAAAGUUGAGGUGCCCGAACCGGAGCCAGUUGAGGUGAAAUUGGAUGACCCACGCAAAAAGAAGGAAUGCCACGUCUGCAAGAAUAAAUUUCGUCAGUUAACUACUUUGCGUAAUCACAUGAAAAUUCAUACCGAUGAACGGCCGUACAAGUGUAAACAUUGUGAUCGAGCUUUUCGUCAGAUAUCGACGCUCACAAAUCAUGUGAAAAUCCAUACUGGCGAAAAGCCAUUCACAUGCAAUAUAUGCGCGAAAGAUUUUCGCCAACAGAGUACACUAAUAAACCACAUCAAGACACAUAAAGAAUCAAGCACACCAACCUCAUUACUGAAUUAUCCUGGUACUAAACUAAACCAUCGCAAUUCAAAAUUGGCUCAAAAUCAAAUGGUAGACUAUCAAAAUCGGUCCAUUACAAAAACUCUUUAUACUGGCAGCUACAGCUCACCACAAGCCGAAGAGUUGGUAAAACCGUAUCAGUGUAAUGUUUGCAAAAGACGAUUCCCACAACUAAGUACACUACACAACCACGAGCGGACACACAUCGAUCCCAAGCCGUAUAAAUGUGAGACAUGCGACAAGUCCUUCAGUCAACUGGCCACUCUAACCAAUCACAAAAAGAUCCAUACCGGUGAUAAGCCAUAUGCCUGUUCCUUUUGUUCGAUGCAGUUUCGACAGCAGAGUACAUUAACCAACCACAUGAAGACACACACCACAGCCGCCAGCAAUGCUAAUGCAGUGUCAACCACCACAACCACAAUGGCAGCACCACAUGGCAUCCAUCAUAUGACCGCACCAACACUCAUUGCACAAGGAGAACAUCCACAACUCAAUAAUAUGGUACAUCAACAAUUGCAAGCCGAACAUCCAUUAUUGCAUUUCCUCGAUAGUAACACAACUGUAAGCACCAUUGUUCCGAAGGAACCAUUCAAUCCCAACACCAGUAGACGUUUCAAAAACGAGGCAGAUAGUUUAAUGCUGGAAAGUCCGGAUCGCCCAUUUCCAUGCGCCAUUUGCCGAAAGGCAUUCUCCCAACAAAGCACUCUGGCCAAUCACAUUAAGACGCACACCGGCGAGAAGCCCUACAAGUGCAAAGUAUGUGAGUCGAAUUUCCGACAGUUGUCCACCUUGAAUAAUCAUUUAAAAAUACAUACUGGCGAAAAGCCCUACAGCUGUUCCUAUUGUCCUAAGCAAUUCCGGCAGAAGAGCACUCUUAUCAAUCAUGUCCGAAUUCACAAUUGUUAAAAUGGCCAUGCAAAUAAUAAGAAUAGUAAAAAAAAGAAAACUUGAACGAAAAGCAUAUACCUAUAAGAGUCGUGCAGAGAAUAACUUUUAUUGGUCAAAUAUAAAAUCCCAAUUGGAGAAUUCUAUAAUAGCCGAUAACUAUAACCCAUAAAGGAGAUGAAAAUAGACAGAUAUACCAUACUAUCAGCAUACAAAAAUGUUGAUUAAGAGGAAAAAUUGCAAAAUAAAAUGAAAAAUAAGAAAACAGCCAUUGUGAAUUCGGUGUUAAAUAACUAUAACCAGCUGCUAAGCGUAAUAGAGUUACUUACCUGCUGUGCAAUAUGUAUUGUCCAUGUAAAUUUAUUAUAUACUAAAGAGCUGAGCUUAGAGUAAGCGUGAAGUCGCAAUGAGUGCUUUCGCUAUAGUUCGUCAUUCAAUUAUGUGGUUGUAUUUAAGUAGAAUGCAGGGCAUAUCAUAGGCAUUUUUCUUUUAAUAAUUUAUUGCAAUUAUUUUUCUCAGUACAAGAAAACUUUCAUAACUUGGUUAUGUGCAAUACUCCAUAAAUCCUUGAUUUAUUUAAUUACAAAAAAUAAUCAUGAAGAAUUACAUAAUUGAAAACAAAAAGUAUCACAUACGAUAUAGUUUUAAUUUUAAAUAUCGCUACUUGUAUCAAUACAAUUACUUCUCAAGCUCAGUCAACCGCUUGCAAAACAAAAAGAACGCCCAUUUAAGAAAUAAGCUUAAAAUGAUUCUUACUCCUCAACGCAAUAAUUUGACACAAAAAAAAAAAAUGAUUGGUAAGCUUUGAAUACGCAGAGCGUACUUGCCAGUCGCGAAAAAGUUCUUAAUCGAAGUUUCUUUGCAAUGUUGAUGUCGAAAUCACAACGACCAAAGGUGAUAGUGAAGGUAAGGUGAAGUAAAACUGUUCGCUGCAAGUACAGUUUUAAGGUGUUUGCCAGGUGCAGGCGAAUUCAGAAGUGUUGAACUAUAUUGAUGUUAUUGAUUUCAUACAUACAUAUAUGUUGAGUUGAAUUUCUUACUCAUCUCAUACGCCAGUGCGAACCAGCUCUUCCGGCAAUUUUUUUUAAGACUCAAUUACAAUUUGCGCUUACUCCUGCAAAGCUCUACUAUAUACAUACACAUACAGGGUGUUUUCUUUUGUUUCAAAAAAUUCGCUUCUGGUUAGUGCGAAUGUUUUUUGAAUGACAAAAAUAAAAAAACAAAUGAAAUUAAACUAAAUAAAAAAAGGAUGGAAAAAUACAGUAAAUAUAUUUGACAAGCAUAAUUGUACUAUUACGUAUAAAACCAAUUAUAAUGUGCGUAGAACAAAAAACGUUUAAUAAAAAUUCAUGUAGAAAUAAAGCGAUAUUUGUAAGCAGAAAAUA
Ceratitis capitata (Mediterranean fruit fly) is the source of this 3156-nucleotide messenger RNA. Its product is annotated as gastrula zinc finger protein XlCGF26.1. Gene Ontology annotation, molecular function: DNA-binding transcription factor activity, RNA polymerase II-specific; RNA polymerase II cis-regulatory region sequence-specific DNA binding. The transcript has 4 exons. Lineage: Eukaryota; Metazoa; Arthropoda; Insecta; Diptera; Tephritidae. The record is from RefSeq and is a predicted model, not a curated record. The coding region runs from base 287 to 1792 and encodes 501 amino acids. Gene Ontology annotation, biological process: regulation of DNA-templated transcription.